Molecule: messenger RNA, 4135 nt
Organism: Dryobates pubescens (Downy woodpecker)
Lineage: Eukaryota; Metazoa; Chordata; Aves; Piciformes; Picidae
Gene: ZBTB6
Product: zinc finger and BTB domain containing 6
Exons: 2
Coding region: 90-1397 (435 amino acids)
Biological process (GO): regulation of transcription by RNA polymerase II
Molecular function (GO): DNA-binding transcription factor activity, RNA polymerase II-specific; RNA polymerase II cis-regulatory region sequence-specific DNA binding; protein binding
Source: RefSeq, a predicted model, not a curated record
GGGGGGAAGAGCUUCCGGGGCGUUGCAGCACCGGCAGCGGAGCACGCACCGGUUUCAGGAACUGGCCGGGCCGCGGCUGAAACGGCGCCAUGGCUGCGGACUCGGAGGUGCUGCACUUCCAGUUCGAGCAGCAGGGCGAUGCCGUGCUGCAGAAGAUGAACCUCCUGCGGCAGCAGAACCUCUUUUGCGACGUCUCCAUUUACAUCAACGACACAGAGUUCCAGGGACACAAGGUGAUCUUCGCCGCCUGUUCCACCUUCAUGAGGGACCAGUUUCUGCUCAACCAGUCGAAGCAGGUGCGGAUCACUAUCCUACAGAGCGCCGAGGUGGGCAGAAAGCUGCUGCUCUCCUGUUACACGGGCGCUCUGGAAGUCAAGAAGAAGGAGCUGCUGAAAUACCUAACGGCCGCGAGUUAUCUCCAGAUGGUUCACAUAGUGGAGAAGUGUACGGAAGCCUUGUCAAAGUACUUGGAAAUUGACGCCGCCAUGGAGAACGGAAAUCAGGUUGUGGAGAGGUGUCACUCCUCAGACGCCGAACUGAGAAACGGGGACGAAGCUUUAGAUAAAGAUUGCGAAAUAAUUGAGAUUUCUGAAGACAGCCCAGUGAGUGUGGAAUUCCCCAUUAAACAGGAAAAGGGAGAAGUCUCCGAGCCUGAAGUGCAGACUGAAGUGCAGGCUGAAGUGCAGAGUUUGGUCUCACAAAGAAAGGACACGAAAACUCCAGAAAUAUCAACAGUUGAAAUCGGAUAUAAAGACGAUGAGAUCUGCAUCUUCAGAAUGGAUUCUGUGAACGUAGCCAAUGUAGAAAAUGAUCAUUUUCCCCAGCCUUGCACAUCCUCUAAAUCAAAUCUGUAUUUUCCAGAAACCCAGCACUCGUUGAUAAAUUCUACAGUUGAAAGCAGAAACACAGAAAUGUCAGGAAAUCACUUGCAGGCUUUUGUCAGUGACAAUCCAGAAGGAACUUCUAAUGUGGUGAAUGGGUUCCAGAGCCUGGAUGAUUACGGCAACUCAUGGCGGCAUCAGUGUCCCAAGUGUCCGAGGGGAUUUCUGCAUCUUGAGAACUAUCUCAGACAUCUGAAAAUGCACAAACUCUUCUUGUGUUUGCAGUGUGGCAAAACAUUUACUCAAAAAAAAAAUCUCAACAGACACAUCCGGGGGCACAUGGGCAUCCGCCCGUUCCAGUGCAUGGUGUGCUUGAAGACCUUCACGGCCAAAAGUACACUUCAGGAUCACCUGAAUAUCCACAGCGGUGACAGGCCCUACAAGUGUCACUGCUGUGACAUGGACUUUAAACACAAGUCUGCUCUUAAAAAGCAUUUAACUUCUGUUCAUGGAAGGAGUAAUAGUGAAAAAUCAAACCUGAACACUAUUACGAAAGUUAAAAUAGAUUAUGAUUAACAAAUGGGUAGUUGUGGAGCCAGGCUCCACAAAAAGCUCCUGCCUAGUGAAACUCUAGAUGAAAUUCUAGACACAGAUCCCCGCAUAAUGGAGAGAAGCACAAAGAUGUGACUGGUGAUCAAAUAUAGGCCUUGUGAGCAGCAGACUUGCUUGCUGCAUUGAGGUUGCUAUUGCUGUAAGUGUGAAAAAGGUGUUUACUAAUUGAAAGUAACAGUUCCCAAAAUAUGGGAAAUGACGUCAUUCUCUUCUGUUACUCUGGGUGCAUUCUGAUUUCCACCUCCUCCCCCAUUUAUGUUUUAUGCUCUCCUGUUUCAAGGGCAGGCACUGCUGGUUUUCAAACUAUUCCUGAUAUUGCAAUAAGCUGAAGCCUAAGCCGUGAUGUUCCUGAUCUGUAAUGGCUAAGAAAGGGGAUGUCUGUGUUUAUUUGAGGGGUCAGUCAUUCACAGCUAGUUCAAGUAUUAUUUAUGGUGAAAUUAUCUCCUUGCCCAAACUUUGCUAGAUCUGUUAACAGAAAGAAUGCUUGUUUUCAUACUCAAGCCUCUGAUAUUUAAGAAAAAACAACAAACAAAAAGCCAUCAAGGAAGCUUUCAGAUUGCUUCUAGCAAAUAGAGAAUUAGUAGAAAAGAAUGAAACAAAUGGUAUUGCCUUGCAGUUCAUUUUUAAGCGAAUAGUCUCAUUGGAGGGACUUGCUUUGAGUUUUAUUGACUUAGUUCUGAUUUUUUCUUUUAAUUCUUUCUUCUGAUAUUUUUUUUUCUGUCAUACCAGUGUUUUGCACCUGUAUCUGACUAAUUUGAAGUUAAUCCUGUUCAUUGAGUUGCAAUGUUUUUUACAAAUCCUAGAUACAUACACAAAUGUAAGAAGUUAAGAUGUGUGCUGUUAGGUAAUGGCAUUUUUUAUGUUAAUAUGGAAAAACAGUCCUUUCUAUCUUACUUGGAACAGCUUAGACAUAGAGAUCUCCUCAUACUCUAAAUCUGUGAUACAGUAAACCAGUAACUAUGUGUGUUUGGAUAGGUGUGUUUGUACUUUGUCAAAGGUCAUUUCAGUUUCAUCACAAACAUUGAAAGCCCUGUAACACAGAAUCUUUAUCCUGUACCUGUCUUUGACUGGUCUGUGUUUCUUCCACUUAAUGUGAUAUGAAUAAAGAGUCUAUUCAGAUGUUGAUAUGAGAUAAUGGUGCUUACAUUAGGUUCUCUCCAAAAGCUGUAGUUCUUAAUCUUGCCUGUAACUUUCCUUCAAGUUUCAGAAGUGCUGUUACGAAGUUUGUGCUCUGAGUCCCGCAGUCUGGUCUGUGUGGUCCAUAGCCUGGCUGGUUUUAAAAAACAAGACAAGAGUUCUUAAUGUCAGUUAACAGAUUUCACUUACUUUCCAUCCCUGUGUCUAUGAGUGCAGCAGCCACUGUUUGGGGUUUAAUUUAUCAGCCACGUGAGGGGUUAGGCGAGUACAAUGUCUAACAUGCAUUUUCCUGUUAUAGACAGUAACACAACUGCUACUGUCUUUGUUGCUUAGAACUUUCAGUUGAACAGUUUUUAAAAACUCAUUUCAUGAUGGGGGGUUUUAAGCUCUUCAUCUGAUACUGUUAACACUUAAAAUACAUAGUUAAAUUAAAGCAGUAUUUUGCAGGUUCCAGUUCAUACUGUGCUUUGUUGUGCUGGGAAGCAUACAGCUUUCUCAAAACCCUGUUGUCUAAAUGGGCAAGUUGUGUAUUCUGCAACUGAGCAUGCCACUAGGGCCAGAUUCCUCCCAAAAUUCUCAGAAAUGUCUAACUUUACACAGCUGACUUGUGAAGGACGCCAUUGUACUGGAUCGCUGGAAAGGUGUGUGUGCCAAGACUGCAUAGGGGGGGUGUCACUGUGAAUGAAAUGACACUCCCAGAAAGUUUAACUGUGGGUUAAAAUCACCUGAGCUAUCCAGACAUUUAAGUACAAGGCCAAACCUUUCACAAUGUCUGCUAUUACUUCAUAUUAAAGUUGGUAAUUUACUUUUUGGGGGGUGAUUUUUAACUGCAGGAAUUGUCAUAACAAUACCUGCAGUUAAAAGCUUUGGGAGUUGCAUAUGGUGGAGUAACCUGGCAUUUUGCUAAAAUCCUUCAUUUUAUAGCAUUGAUUCUGUUUGCAUUCAUUAUUCUGUCACUGUUUGCAGCCUUUUGGUCCUAUUGGUUGCCUGGAUUUUACAGAAUACCAUUAAUUUUAGGUUAUUAAUUACUUAAAAAUUUAAAAGCCUGAUUUUCUAAAGCAUGGUAGUACCUGCACUUGCCCUUACUGCAUUUACAGCUGUUCACCUGGGUGUACAUACAGGUCUGUAUGUAGCUUUUCAUUCACAUCUGCAUAAUUAGUUACUUAAACUCCUUCACCCUUGGAAGAGGUCAUAAACCAAGGAAAAAGUCUGCUUCCUCUCCCCAUCCUUUUUACAUGGGGCUGCUAUUACUGUAGUUCAGUAAACAAAUGUAUUGUGCAUUAUGGGACAGCUUUGGUUCAACUCUGCUUCAAUUUGUUCAUUUAAUAUGCAUUUUUGGCAUGUGUAUGAUUAGCAUACAUAACACUUCAGAAGAUUACUGCUUAUUUUUUCUUUGACUGGCGUUCAUAGGUGUAUGCACCAAGUAUUUCUGUGUCAAAGGGGAAAGAGGCUGAUCUUCUGAAGGGUAUCUUCUGUGGGAGCAGAAUUGUGAGUUCUUUUGGUCUGUUGUAUUGCAUGUAAACAUGAGAGGGAGUUGUGUGACAGGCCAACAGUAUGUUCUGUUC